Messenger RNA from Chelmon rostratus (copperband butterflyfish), 2416 nucleotides. Its product is annotated as transmembrane protein 151B. The transcript has 2 exons. The coding region runs from base 526 to 2283 and encodes 585 amino acids. NCBI's taxonomy places the organism in Eukaryota, Metazoa, Chordata, Actinopteri, Chaetodontiformes, Chaetodontidae. The record is from RefSeq and is a predicted model, not a curated record.
UCACCCAAAAAUGAUUAGGUAAUUUAUAGGCUUUGAAUGCAUACUCUAUUCAGCUGACUAGAUUGCGAAUAUUUUAAAGCAUUUUCGCUGAUUUAUGCCGUGGGACGCCCAGGGUUUACCUCAUACUUAAGCUACAUCUCGUGUUAUCCUUCCUCCUUCCUUCAGGACACUGGGCAUCGCAGCGGCAUCCGGAUAAAUACAGUUAUUUUUAAUAAUAUAUGGUUUUAUUAUGUCAGUCAAACUGCCCACCGCUGGACACUGACAACAAGCUUCACUGACUGCAUCAUGGUUAACCUCUGCUGCCUUUGCUGCGGUGAAAUCCCUCAACCCCGCCCCCCUCCGUCCGGCCAGUCGGGACCACCGCGGGAUCCCCGCUCCGUGCAGCAGCAGCAGCCUGCUGGCUCCGGCCCAGACGCUGUGGGGCUGAAGGGGGAACAAAAAGGGGGAGCAAACGGAGUGAGCAGAGCCAGUGAAUAGAAAAAACAGUGAUCUUAUAAUCUCUCUCUGACAUGCGAAAAGUGCAGCAUGCCCUCCUCCGAUCUGGACUCUGCGGAGGACACGGCGGCCACUGCUCCCAAUGAUGCUGAGGGAGAGGUGCAGGAGGAGGACGAGGAGGACUCGCCGGCUGAGAGUAAUGUCCUGGAGGAGGAGCAGCGGCCAGUGAAGCAGUCCCUGGGUGCUUGUGUCUGCCGGGAGUCCCACUGGCGCUGCCUGCUGCUCUCUCUGCUCAUGUACAGCUGCCUGGGCGCGGUGGCCUGGUGCCGGCUGACCCGGGUCACCAAGAUCAGCUUCAACACGGCUCUCACCAACUCCUUCACGGCCUCCUUCACCUCCUCCCUGCGGGGGUCCACGGGGAUGGGCGCCGGGGGACACUCAAUGAUCUACCACGACAGCCCCUGCUCUGACGGCUACAUCUACAUCCCUCUGGCCUUUCUGCUCAUGCUAUACGUCCUGUACAUGGUGGAGUGCUGGCACUGCAGAGCCAGGAGCGAGCUGCAGUGCAAAGCGGACGUUGACAGCGUGUAUGAGCGCGUGCUGCGGAUGCAACAGGCCCAGCCUUGCAUAUGGUGGAAGGCCAUCAGCUACCAUUUUGUCAGACGGACACGGCAAGUCACUCGGUACCGCAACGGGGACGCCUACACCACCACACAGGUGUACCAUGAGAGGGUGAACACCCACGUGGCUGAGGGGGAGUUUGACUACAGCCACUGUGGGAUGAAAGACGUGUCACGUGACCUCAGAGGUUUGGAGGGACAUCCGGCAACUCGCCUACGCUUUACCAAAUGUUUCAGCUUCACCGAGGCCGGCCCAGAAAAUGAUUACCUCAACCAGAGAGCCAGGUUCUUCUCUGAGAUUGAGGGUUUGGACGAUUACAUGGAGGCCAGGGAGGGGAUGCAGCUGAAGAACGUUGACUUCAGAGAAAACCUGAUAGCCUACAUAGACCCAGAUAGGAUGCCUUGGUACACCUCCCAGGUCGCCUUCUGGCUGGCAGCUCUCCUGAUGUUGUCCUGGCCUCUGAGAGUGCUGAUAGAGUACCGCACUGCUUAUGUGCACUACCGCAUAGAGAAACUGUUUGGGUUGGAGUACAGCCACAGCAGCCCCUCUCCUCAAGAUGAAGACAGACCUUUGGGGAGCAACACUGGUUGUGUUAUCCCAAGAGUAGACACGCUGGACAGCACUGAAAUGGAGUGGCACAUACGCUGCAACCGCCAGUUGAUUCCCAGCUACUCCGAGGCCAUGCUGAUCAACAUGAGCACCGCAGACUCUACCUCACUCCAAGACACUGAAUACACCUCGUCCUCAAACUGCUUCCUCCUGGACAGCAGCCAGACCGCUCAGAGCUACGGCGCCCUCCAAAGCCAGGACGGCGGCGAGCAACGCAGCGAGCCCCACGGACGAGCUGACGGAGGAGGCAGGAGGAGGACCAUCACCAGCUCCAGCUGCUCCUCCAUCUUCUCCUGCCGCGGAGCGCUGUUCCACUCCCACCUCUCCUCAGACACGUCCCGCUUCUCGCUGUGCCGCAUGUACGGCUCCCACCGCACCGUGGCCCUGUGGAGGAGCCGCAGCAGCAACCUGACAGACCCCUGCUGCGUGGACGAGCAGUGCUGCCGCUCCGACUCCAGCCAGCUGGCGCUCAGUGACAGUCCACCCACCUACAGAGACGCCCGGUUCUUCCCAGUCCUCAUCGUGCACCGGUCUGAGGGCCGCGGCGGCGAGGACGGGAGGGAAGUGAGGCGGUAUUAUAUACGGAGAGGCUCGUCGUGCGUGGAGACGGCCCUGUGAAGGACACCUAUUGAUGAGCCAAGAUGGAUUCAAAUCAGUGAUGAUAUUGUAGGGUUGAUCACUAUUUGCUCCAUAGAAAGAAAGACAUUAAUGAAGAUAUAUGGAGAAAAUGUGCUCUUUUCAGGAAAUUCCA